Messenger RNA from Brassicogethes aeneus, 859 nucleotides. The record is from the annotation of a GenBank genome assembly. Lineage: Eukaryota; Metazoa; Arthropoda; Insecta; Coleoptera; Nitidulidae.
GGUUAAGUACGUUUUUGACAGUUGAGGUUAUGUACGAUGUAAUUUUAGAAAUAAAAUGAUUUUGGCGUUUAAUAAGGCCCCCAGGCGUUUAGUGCCGUUAAUAAAUCAAGCUUUAGGACGUAAUUUGGCGAGUUUUGAGGAUGAUUAUAAUAGAAAUCAUGUGCAAUUGAAUGUAUUCCAAAAAUCUGCCCUGGCAGUUGGUUCGGCAGCUUUAUCCAUAUUGGAUCCUUAUAGAGGUGAUAUGAUAGCGACUCUUAGUGAGACUACAGGGGAAGAUGCUUUAGUAGAAAUGCACGAAAUAAUGUUGAACUCACAUGAAGGCUAUGAAAUAUUGUCCAAAAAACCUCGAAUAAAUUCAAGAACAGUAGAUUUAGAAUACCUCAAAAAACUUCCAGAAGGGACUCUUGGCAAGACAUACAGUAACUUUUUGGUGGAAAAUAACGUAACCCCAGACUCCAGAAUGCCUGUGGAGUUCGUAGACAACAUAGAAUUAGCAUACGUCAUACAAAGAUAUCGUGAAACACAUGACCUAUUUCACACAGUAUUAUGCAUGCCCACUCAUAUGUUAGGUGAAGUUACAGUGAAGUGGGUGGAGGCAAUACAAACAAAACUCCCCAUGUGCAUAGGGGGGGCCAUAUUCGGGGCAGGCAGAUUAAAACCUAAGCAUAGGAAGUUAUACACUGAAAAAUAUCUACCCUGGGCUAUAAAGACUGGUAAAAAUAUGGAUUUCCUACUAAAUAUUUAUUUUGAGAAAAGGUGGGAGCAAAAUGUGCACGAAUUGUGUCAAGAAAUUAACAUGGUACCUUUAAAAUUAGAGGAAUAGAGUGUAUUUAUUGAAAUAUAUGUUAUUUAUAAUGAA